Molecule: messenger RNA, 4704 nt
Organism: Melanotaenia boesemani (Boeseman's rainbowfish)
Lineage: Eukaryota; Metazoa; Chordata; Actinopteri; Atheriniformes; Melanotaeniidae
Gene: tcf19l
Product: transcription factor 19 (SC1), like
Exons: 5
Coding region: 40-1716 (558 amino acids)
Biological process (GO): regulation of gene expression
Cellular component (GO): nucleus
Molecular function (GO): protein binding
Source: RefSeq, a predicted model, not a curated record
GGGUGGGGUGCAGCGGUGGCAGACAAUCGGUCUUCAGCCAUGCUGUCCGGGGCGCAGCCAUGCUUCCAGCUGCUUCGGAUCGGGCUGUCGACAGGCGACUCUGCGCGGGACCUGUACACGUUCAGGCCGGCUCUGAGCCAAUCGGUGUUCCGCCUGGGUCGGGCGGCGGAGCUGUGCGACGUCACCCUGGACUCGCCGUCGGUGUCGCGUAUCCACGCUGAGCUGCACGCUGAGAAGGAGUCGAGUGAAGAUGAGCCCGAGCAACAGGAGGAGGGCUGGAGGGUCCACAUUAAGGACAGGAGCAGUCAUGGCACAUGGGUCAACGAGGUGCGCCUCCAGCCGGGCAUCCUGUGGGAGCUCUCGGACGGCGACACUCUGAUCUUCGGUGGACAGUCGGCUCCUGGAAGCCCCGAAUUCUACUUCCUCUUCCAGAAGGUCAAAGUUCGGCCACUGGACUUCGAUGCCAUCACAAUUCCAAAGGGGGGAACCUUCUCCUCAGACUUGCAGAACCGUAUUAGGACUAACUUGGACCGUAAGAUGGCAUCCAACCUGGACCUGUCCAGCCUAUCAAUCAACCGGGCCACGGUCAUCCUUAAUUCCAUCGGCAGCCUGAGUAAGAUGAAGGGCAGCGCUUGGACCUUCAAGAGAAGUCACAGCCAUGAAGGAGCCAUCUCGGACCCUGGAACCUCCUCCUCGUCUCCCUUCACCGUGGGCUUCUCCUCCCUGCUUCCUUCAUCAACAUCUCCAUCAUUUUCCUCUGCAGCUUCAGUGCCUUCGACAAAGCCCCUCCAAGUGGCUUCCAGGAGCAGGAGGAAGUCGGCGCACACAGUCCUUCUUGAGGACGACAGUUCAGAUGAGCCCAAAAGUCGAGGAGCCCUGACAGGAAUUGCUGAUGACGGACAAAGAGCGAGACCAAAGAAGAGGCGAAAGCUCUAUAAGUCUGAGUCUGAGGCUUUUAACUCACCACCUCCUCCACUACAGCCCAAGAUCCACAGUGAUAUCCAGAGGCCGCUGGAGGCCAAACCCUUCCCCGUCGGCAUCAGGACCAUCGGCAGCUUCCACGGCGCCAUGACCAACAGCAGACUCAACCACCAGCUCCUCCAGACCUCCUACUCCAAUGUAGCCGUUCACAAACCAGAGGUGGAGACGACACAUCGGGUCAAGACGGUGUUGCACGGCAACAUCGCUGCUUUUCGCCAACAGAAGUCUGCUCAUUGCUCUCUGACUGCACAGAGAGGCAGGCGGAGGGCUAACAGCUCGCCGGUCUUCUCCCCUCUGGUGGUGGGAGGGGAGCACUACAGCCUGGCCUCGCCUUCAGUCAGGAUCCGCGCUGAGGACAGAAGCCGGGUGCAGUUCGGCCGAUUCCAUCAUCCAACAAGUAAACGACGCGGCCGCCCCAGAAAACAUCCUCUCCCUCCUAGACCAUCCCUGCCCUCUCCAUCUUCCUCCUCUUCCUCUUCUACAUCCUCAGCUUCCUCCUCCUCCUCCAGUUCCUCCUCCGGCUCCUCUUCCGACGACGAGGAAGACGAGGAGGGCGUGACGGGUGGGGCGGUGGAGCCGUGUGCAGCACCGCGGUGCCGGCUGCCCCAGCAGGACACGGUGCAGUGGAUCCAGUGCGACGUGUGCGACGCCUGGUACCACAUAGACUGUCUGCACGUGGACCGCAAGAAGCUCCUGAAGGACCCCAACGCCGACUUCCACUGCGGCUGUCGCUGAUGAUCGGAUUACAUUUUUAAGCAUUUAAUUUUUAAACUUUUCAAGUUGCCACAUUUUAUCCUUUAAAUGUUCAUUUCUUUUAGUCAUAAAAGUGGAAAAUGGCACUGAAGAUGGGCUUCACACAUGCAGGUUUUCUCUCACCUCUGAAGCAGCUGGUGAAGGACAGAAAGAAUUCCCUUUGCGACCUUACUGUCUAACAUCGAGCUCACCCACUCUGAGCUUAGGCUUCAUAGGAAGAGGAGCGAACUUUGAUUAAAUGUUUGUCUUUGCUUUCACUCCUCAGAGAAGUGAGAUCAAUGUGGGAAAAACUCGAAACUCUUUGAGUGCCUUCCCACUUCAGCUGCUGUUGAGCACAGAUGGAGUUGUAUUCAGGAAGAUUAAUGAAAUGCAUAUGUUUCUGCUGCUGUGUUCAUUCGUCUUUAACCAUCGAGGCCAGUUCUCCUCCAGUAAACACUUUGCUUAUGUGGCCACCUCAGCGCCCAGGAGUCGGCGUGUGAUGCUUCCAGGCAAAUAAAUGCCAAAAAUGUGUCAGCAGACUUCUGAUGCUGCUCCUGAGAGGUGCUUUCAGGAUGAUAAUCAAAUGUUUCAAGGCACUUCUACAGAAUCAGUUGCUGGAUUUCAAGAGCGUUAUCUUGAACGUGUGGCAGUAGCCGCUGGGGAGGACUCAUUACCAGUGAGAUGAAAUAUCACCUGCAGAUGUAACACGAUAUUCAUAAAGUGAUCUCAUCAUUUGUAACUAGUGAGUUGAGUUUUAAUGGUAGAGAUUAUUUUUUUAAGGGCUUUUUUUUCAGGUCAGUUUCCACCUUUUAAGAGACCACUCACACUACUGAACUCUUGUACCAAAGCAGAACACGGCUGCACCUGACUGAGCUUUGUCUGUGAAUGUGUGGUUAAGAUCUUCAUUCAGGUGCUGGGAAUCUGUAGAGCUCCAAAUUCUUUUAAGCACCUUUUAUUUGAUUCCAGAUUCCUACAUGGGAGAGCUUAUUGGGACAAAAACAAAACAAAAAAAAAACCUCUGAUUCUUAAACUUGCACCACUUUUCUAAUCUUUAUAACAAUUCUGCCUCAGUGUUUCAUGUAGUUUAAAUGCUAAAUAUUACUAUAAAAAGGAAUUUACCAACCUUGCUGCAAGCUUAAGAACAUGAAGAAAAAAUGUAGAAAAAAAAAUCUAAACCAAUAACUUAAUGCAAAUAAUACAAAAAGGAAAAAAAAGUCAAAUAUGUAUUUUGAUGUUUGUGGUUGAUUUUGUUGAUGCAGACAUUGUUUUCAUUGAGGCUGGAGACUGGAAAUAACUGCCUCAUCUCAGCAGUGCUUACUGGACAAUGAGCUGUUAGAGGUCCGUCGCUUGGAUCCAAAUCCCAAUAAACAAACUGUUUAGUCGCCAAAAGACUCAAGUUUCACUUAAAUUUGUACUUUUUUUAUGUGUAACAUAGAAUGAAAAAUGCAGCUUUGGAAAGAGGUGCUAUUAAAUCACACAGGUCCUGUCACACACUGACCUCAUACUAGAACAAGUUUAAAGGCCCUACAGUUCACUGAAUGUAAAUGGGGGGUUAACUAUGUUUAAAAUGUUUUAAAGAAAUAUUUUGUGUAGUUUAAAAUCACAGUAAAGAUGUUACCUGUUCUGAGUCUUUAAAAUUUGAGCUCUGAUGAUAUUAAAUAACUUUACAUCAUCGCCACCGCCUCAGUGGUUCAGCGUUAAGGCGUGCUGAGCUAACGCACCUCGCCGUGCACCUGUUUUUCCACUUUGAUGUGGGAAACCAGACACUUGCAGAUUUCUUUAACUGAGUUACAGAUGUGUUAAAAUGAGGUGACGGUGAGAAGUUUUAAUGGCAGACAUUGAAAAAGCUUCAAACCAGAGGUAUGAAAUAAUAUUGUAAUGAGUUUUAAAAGUAAAAUGUUCAGAUUAAAACUCCAAAGGAUUGCAGAGAAAUUCUAAUGAAUGGGUUGACAGUUUUAAGGAGAUUAUAAUACCAACACGCUGUGAGGUUUACUGGAAAUGUUAUUGUUCAGGCUGGUUGUCAAGCAGGGAUCUCAAAUUCUAGACCUCAAUGACCCUGUUCUGCAGGUUUUAGAUACUUCCCUGCUUCAACACACUCAAUUGAAGCAGGGAAACAUCUAAAACUUGCAGGACAGGGGCCCUUGAGGACCAGAGUUCCACAGUGUAAAUAAAUGAGGCUUCAGUAAGUUAAGGUGGAUGUUUUAAGUGCAACAAAAUUCCUUCAUUGUGUUUCCCCAAACAGUGUUUGAGUGAAUUUUGCACUAAAGACUGCGAGUCAGCAGCUUUUAUUACAGUCAGUAAUCAUUGGAAGGAGGUCUCUUUAUGGCCAGUGAGGGAAGAAAGAGGGAUUUCUGUAAUUUGCAGUUGGCCUUAUGGGGGGUAUUAUUGAAGGGGAAGUUUAAAAAAGAAAAACAACCUGUUUGCAUCCAGCAGGGAAAUCUUGAGCUGCAUAUCCACACAUUGAUUGAAAAAGUAUUGAUAAAUGUUUAAUGAAAUUUUUUUUCUGUUUGUAGGCUUCUGUUCUGCAGCUUAAACUGAUUUGGUUAAAGCAUAAUUGGCUAACUGCAGAUUUGAAGACUUUUUGUAUCAUCUUUUAAGGCUUUGACGGAUCAGAUCAGGUCGGCGGCCAGCAGACCGUCUGAUCAUUAUGUGCCGUGGUCGUGUCUUUGUGCUCAUAUCAUCUGUUGAAUCUGUAGCACGCUCCGUUUCCUGAUGUAAUCCCACUAUGCUGCACUUGUGAGGUGAAAUGAUCAGAGCUCAAAUAUGUAGAUAAUCAAAAGGUUUGUUUUUUUUGUGUAAAGCAGCACAUGGUUCACGGAUCAAGCUUUGCAGGAUUUUUACACUGUCUUCACUUUAAUUAUCACAUUGAAAUGCAGCAGUUUGAUUUUUGUUGGUUUUUUUUGGUGUACAGAAUUAAACCUCUUGUAAUUUGAGAUGUCACAAGCAUCAAAGUUAUCAGAGGAGAAAAAUAAAGAAUAUAAAGGAAAAGUA